AUGUCAAAUUAUACACAAUUAAAUCCAAAUGACAGAGAAGUAGCGGGUCCAGUGGCAACAGUAUUAUGUUGUAAUUGUGGUGUUCCUAUGGAUGGUUCACUGGGACUUGUAAUGUGUUAUGAUUGUAUAAAAUUAAAUGUUGAUAUAACAGAAGGUAUACCGAGAGAGGCAAAUGUUUCAUUUUGUAGAAAUUGUGAAAGAUUUUUACAACCACCAGGACAAUGGAUUAAAGCACAAUUAGAAUCAAGGGAAUUAUUGGCAUUAUGUCUUCGAAGAUUAAAGGGUUUAAAUAAAGUAAGAUUAGUUGAUGCAUCUUUUAUAUGGACAGAACCUCAUUCAAGAAGAAUAAGAGUUAAAAUUACAGUUCAAGGUGAAGCAAUGGCAAAUACUAUAGUACAACAAACAUUUGAAGUUGAGUAUACUGUUAUUGCCAUGCAAUGUCCUGAUUGUGCAAAAUCAUAUACUGCAAAUACUUGGAGAGCAACAGUUCAAAUAAGACAAAAAGUACCACAUAAAAGAACCUUUUUAUAUUUGGAACAAUUGAUAUUAAAACAUAAUGCACAUGUUGAUACUGUAUCGAUCCAAGAAACAAAAGAUGGGCUUGAUUUUUUCUAUGCACAAAAGAAUCAUGCAGCAAAAAUGGUUGACUUUUUAACUUCAGUUGCACCUGUAAAAGUAAAAAAAUCAGAAGAGUUGGUUAGUACAGAUAUUCAUUCUGGUUCAUCAAGUUAUAAGUUUUCAUACUCAAUAGAAAUUGCACCAAUAUGUCGAGAUGAUUUAGUUGUCUUACCAAAAAAAUUAGCUCAUUCAAUGGGAAAUAUAUCGAGAUUAGUACUUUGUAAUAAAGUCAAUAAUGCAAUGCAAUUUCUUGAUCCUUUCAAUUUACAAACUGCAGAUUUAUCAUCACAGGUAUAUUGGAGAUCUCCAUUUCCAUCAUUAUUAGAUGCUACACAAUUAGUUGAAUUUGUUGUAUUAGAUGUUGAACCAACUGGAGAUGUCAAGGGGAAACAUGUUUUGGCUGAUAUUGAAGUAAGUAGAGCAAGUGAUUUAGGAUCAAAUGAUCAAUCAUUUUAUGUAAGAUCUCAUUUAGGUGCUAUAUUACAUCCAGGUGAUUCUUGUUUAGGUUAUUACUUAUCAAAUACAAAUUUUAAUUCAGAACUUUGGGAUACAUUAGAUACAGAUAAUACACCAGAAGUCAUACUAGUCAAGAAAUAUUAUUCAAGAAAAUCCAAGAAAUCAAAAAAUAGAAAAUGGAAAUUAAGACGAAUGGCAAGAGAACAUAAUGAUAUAGUAGCUAACGAUGAUUCAAGACAAGCAAGACAAGAACAAGAAAAAGCAGAAAGAGAUUAUGAAUUAUUUUUACAAGAAUUAGAAGAAGAUGAAGAAUUAAGACAAACUAUCAAUAUGUAUAAAGCAGGAGAAGAUCAACAACCUCAACCACAAAGAAAUGAAGAUGAUAUUGAAGAAGAAAAUGAUGAUGACGAAGAUGCUCCUAGAAUUGGUCUUGAUGAAUUAUUGGAUGAAUUAGAUGAUAUGACUAUAAAUGAUACACCAAUGAAUGAAUAG
Molecule: messenger RNA, 1566 nt
Organism: Lodderomyces jiufengensis
Lineage: Eukaryota; Fungi; Ascomycota; Pichiomycetes; Serinales; Debaryomycetaceae
Gene: NMD3
Product: ribosome-binding protein
Exons: 1
Coding region: 1-1566 (521 amino acids)
Biological process (GO): ribosomal large subunit export from nucleus
Cellular component (GO): nucleus; cytoplasm
Molecular function (GO): ribosomal large subunit binding
Source: RefSeq, a predicted model, not a curated record